This is a messenger RNA of Scatophagus argus, 3775 nucleotides long. RefSeq names its product prolactin receptor a (gene prlra). Gene Ontology annotation, biological process: cytokine-mediated signaling pathway. Gene Ontology annotation, cellular component: external side of plasma membrane; signaling receptor complex; membrane. Bases 240 to 2147 code for a protein of 635 amino acids. Lineage: Eukaryota; Metazoa; Chordata; Actinopteri; Scatophagidae. The transcript is spliced from 9 exons. The record is from RefSeq and is a predicted model, not a curated record. Gene Ontology annotation, molecular function: cytokine receptor activity; cytokine binding.
UUCAGAUCGCAGGAGCUCAGAGUGGAUGUUGCACUGUCUCUAGUCUGUUUGGACGGCUCAGGUGCCCGGGUCGGCAGGUAGUGCAGGCGCCCCUGUCUGCGGUCAUCCCGGUAAACCGGUUACGGGCUCACCAGUUAGAAGUCGGAAAGUCCGCCGUGGACCCACAACUGUAAAAGUAAAAAAGAAGAAGAAGAAAAGACUGAACACUCCCGCUGCAACCGAGGGUUUAUGGUGCCACGAUGAAGAAAGCUGUGGAAACUAUUUUGCUGUUUCUACAUGUCUUCGUGCCAUAUGCAAUGGGAACACGCUACAGUCCACCAGGGAAGCCAACACUGAUCAGAUGUCGUUCUCCUGAAAAAGAGACCUUCACCUGCUGGUGGGAGCCAGGCUCUGAUGGGGGACUGGCCACCACCUAUGCCCUGUACUAUCGCAAAGAAAACUCUGAGACAGUAUCCGAGUGUCCCGACUACAAGACAGCAGGAGCAAACUCCUGCUUCUUCAACAAGAACGACACGUCCAUCUGGGUCAACUACAACAUCACAGUGGUGGCCACCAACGCGCUGGGCCGCACCUUCUCCGACCCCGUGGAUAUAGAUGUGAUGUACAUCGUCAAACCUCAUCCUCCAGAGAGGAUAACUGUGACUGUACUGGAGGACAAGGGCUGGCCCUUCCUCCGGGUGUCAUGGGAACCGCCGCAUAAGGCUGACACCCGCUCUGGUUGGCUCACUCUCAUCUACGAGAUCCGUGUCAGGUUGGAGAAGGAAAAUGACUGGGAGACACACCUUGCAGGCCAGCAGAAGAUGUUUAACAUUUUCAGUCUGCGGUCAGGUGGCACGUACCUCGUUCAGGUGCGCUGCAAGCCCGAUCACGGCUUUUGGAGCGAAUGGAGUUCCGCGUCCUACGUAAAAAUCCCUGACUAUUUCCAUCGGGAGAAGUCUGUGUGGGUUCUCAUUGCUGUCUUUUCUGCCUUCAUCUUCCUCAUUCUCACAUGGCUGCUACACAUGAACAGCCGCAGUCUUAAGCAUUGUAUCCUGCCACCAGUCCCUGGUCCGAAAAUCAAAGGAUUUGAUAAGCAGCUUCUCAAGAAUGGCAAGUCUGAUGAGGUCUUCAGUGCACUGGUGGUGUCUGAUUUCCCACCAACCACAUCGUCUAACUGUGAGGACUUGCUGGUGGAGUACCUGGAGGUGUAUGUCUCUGAGGAGCAGGAGCUGAUGCUAGAGGAAACCAAGGAUCUACAAGAUGGCCUCCUCAAAUCUGAGGGCUCUACAUCGGACAGCGACUCCGGCCGGGGCAGCUGCGACAGCCACACUCUGCUGAUGGAUAAGUGUGGAGAAGCAAAAGAAGAAGGGAGGCAAACAGAUCAGGAAAACAUGGGGAUGGACACACAAAAACCCCAAAAGGACUGGGACCGGGAAGCCUAUGUCCAUGAGGACAUGGUUAGCCCGGAUAUGUCCAGUGGGAGGGUGAAGACCUGGCCUUCUGUGUUUUCUCCCUUGCCCCCAUACAGCUCAAGCCUGCUGGACCAACAAAACUCACUUGAGACAGCCAAACAGCACUACCUCUCCGACAGCCUGUUUCCCCCAGGCUCCACACCCUCUUACCUCACCCAGCCUGGCCACAGCACCAAGGACGCUCUCGGACCAAACUACUGGGAGUUCUGCUCGAGCAACAAGCAGCCACAUUCACUCCAUCCCCACAUGCAGGCCCACCAGCAGAUCCAGGCCCACAGCGAUGUCAACAUCUCCAGCAUCGGCCACAAACAGGCGCCUGCUGCUCUCCAGUCCACCGAGAACGUGGAAGUACAGAAGGUCAACGAUGAGGAUAUGGCGCUUCUCCAACCUGCUGCAUCAGGGAGUUGCUGCAUCGAAGACUGCCCCCGUAAGCCCCAAAGGGAGGACUACAGCAAGGUGAAGGGGGUGGACAGGGACAACAUGCUGCUGCUCCAAAGAGAGGUGAUGGAAGAAGACAAGUGCCCCUGUGAGCACCAGGAGACGAAUGGAGUGACAGAGAACUGCUACACAUCGUCAAAAGUUACACAGAAGCCUACAGCCUGCAGUUGCUCUGCCAUGCCGGUCCAGGACAAAAUGGUCCUGGCAAUGAACGGUUAUGUUGACACUGCCGUCAUGUGCACAUUGCCCACUUACUAGGUGCCCUCCGAGCCCAACUUUCAGCUUUGGGACUUUAAGAGACCUGUUUUAGGUCUGGACAGAGAAAGCGAAAACACUGACACUGAAUGACUACUUCAAAAAUGGUUUCAGAUUUUAUAUUUUGCUGUUACAGAAUUACUGUCAUUUAUUUUCCUUCUACUUCUCACAUAAGAGCUCUUCUCACUUCUUUUCCAUGCAGUGACUCUCUGAUUUUGAGAAUCCAAAAGAAUUUGAUUGAAUGAUCUGAAAAAUAAACUUCAUUCAACUCAAUUGUAUUGUAUUGUAAUUGUAUUGUAAAUUAUGUGGUACGAUAUGGUGUCAUUAAGAUUAAUUUUAUGUCUGUUAUUAAUAUUUUUAUAAGUAAAAGGUAUGCGUUUCAAGUCAUGAAUUUCUCUGUUGAAAUAUGUUGAUGUAUACUGGUGUAAUGUGAGUAUCUGUUAAAAAUAUUUAUGUAAAAAUCAAAAUUUGGAGAGCUCAAACAUCAAAUGUUUUUAUCUUAUGUCCAUUUUUCUUUGUGGCUAUUAUCUCAGCCUCCCGUAAAACAAUGCAUCUUAAAGAGACAUUUCACCCAAAAAUCAAAACACCUAUUACUCGUAGCAUUAUUUAAAAGGGUCAGAGAAUACGUGUGCAAAACUCAACAGCAAUGUUUUUUCUCAGAAGUGCCAUCUGGUUUCAUUGUGAUCGAGAGAAGGCGGACAUUUUUUACAGCCAAUAUUUCCUUAAACCCUGCUCACACCAAAUAACUCUAGCUGGAUCAAUGGCAUCACGGGUAAGAGCAAAAAUAUGAAGCUAUUUUUGAUUUCUGGGCAAAGUAUUCCUUUAAAACUGCAGCACCUACCCUCAUCCUCCACCUCCUACCUUUGCUGGUCAGAGCGAAAUAAUUCAUUUUACCUUUUGAAAUAAUAAAAAAAAAUGCUGUGACCGAUUAAGUGGUAAAAUGCAAAACUUUGUUGAGUUUUUUUUGGAGGGGAAAACAGUGUCAUGAUAUUUGGUUGGCCAUGUACAACACUAAUUUUAAGUGACUUUGUUGUUUAAGAGAGAUGUGAUUGCUGUGUUUUGCCACUAUGAUUAUUAUUAUUAUUUUCAUGCAUAUAUAUAUAUGUGUGUGUGUGUGUGUGUGUGUGUGUGUGUGUGUGUGUGUAUAGCUUUAUAAACAGUCAGUAAAUGCAUUCUGAAGCAGCAAUCAACUGUCAAAAAUCAUGCUUACAAUAAAUUUAUAAUAUAUGGUAGUGGAAUGAUCUACUGUGUAUUAUUGUUAUUUUUAUUUGAGUAAAUAACUGUGGGCGGCUAAGAAUUAUUUAGAGAUGGUAUAUAAACUUUUUGACUGCCAGUUUUCGUUUAUGUUUUUCAGUGAAAGCAUAGCAGGCUGUAACGUAGACCUGGAAAGUGUUACGCCAUGUGAGACUUCAUGAAUGUGAGUUUUGUGAGUGUGUCCUUUGUCAUAUAGAGCACUUACAUUUUCAAGGCCAUUUAAUAGCAAACCCACAAGAGACCAGAACUUGGACAUCUCAUAAUUACGGUCGACACACAUAACAUCCUUUCACAGAUCGUUUCUUUGUUGAAGUGGAAGGCUGGUGAGACGUUUGCACGGGACUAAAAUAAAAGCAUAUGUGGUGUAGAAUAUGAAA